GGGGGGGGGGGGGGGGCUCGCUCCGUCUCCGUGCCGCGCUCGGCUCUGGGAAUCCGCGCGACUCCGCGUGGCCGGACACGCGGACGGCGCGCCGAGAAGGCGGCAGAGACGCGCGCAGAGUGAAGGAGGCGGUCGAGGGGGACAGUGGAAGAGACAGAGAGAGACAGACAGAGAGAGAGAGACAGACAGAGAGACAGAGAGAGAGAGAGCCGACGGGGAGGAGAGCGCAGGAGAGACGGGGAGAGAGACGAGGAGUGGUGCCAUGAAUCUCCCUCGCGCCGCCGCUCCGCGGGAGUGAAGCGCAAUCCGCGAUGGUGAUCGGCGCGAAGAGCGAACAGCGCGGGGACCUCCACUCGCAGUAGCAACCAGCAGCAGCAGUAGCACCAACACCUGCUGCAGCAGCAGCACCAACACCACCUGCAGCAGCAGUAGCAGUAGCACCAACACCUGCUGCAGCAGCAGCACCAACACCACCUGCAGCAGCAGUAGCAACACCAGCUGCAGCAGCAGCACCAGCAGCAGCACCAACACCAGCUGCAGCAGCAGCACCAACACCACCAGCAGCAGUAGUAGCAACACCAGCUGCAGCAGCAGCACCAGCAGCAGCACCAACACCAGCUGCAGCAGCACCAACACCACCAGCAGCAGCAGUAGCAACACCAGCUGCAGCAGCAGCACCAACACCAGCUGCAGCAGCAGCACCAGCAGCAGCACCAACACCAGCUGCAGCAGCAGCACCAACACCAGCUGCAGCAGCAGCACCAACACCAGCUGCAGCAGCAGCAGCACCAGCAGCAGCACCAGCAGCAGCACCAAGACCAGCAGCAGCAGCACCUGCAGCAGCAGCACCAGCAGCAGCAGCCGUUUAAACAUCAUCAUCAGCAGUUUAAACAUCAGCAGCAGCAGCAGCUUCUCGGCGCCGCGCUGGCACUGGGUCCACCCGGCAGCGCUUCCCCCCUGCGGGUGCCCAUCGCCGGGCCUCGCCAGCCUGGGGUCAUCACAUAGAGGAGGAGGAGGAAAGACGAGUGGAUCCUUCUCGGCGCGGGUGGUCCGUGCGCGGCCACGUCCUUGGGAUGAUGGCCUUCAUCAAGCAAGCGCCCUACCCGAUGAACGGCAUGGGCCUCUCAGCGGCCGGGAUGGAGCUCUUCCACUCGGCCGUGGGAUACCCAGCUGUGUGUGCGCGUGUUUCCCCGGCAGCGCCGCCGCGCAAGCAGCGUCGCGAGCGCACGACGUUCACGCGCGCGCAGCUCGACGUCCUCGAGUCGCUCUUCUCCAAGACGCGCUACCCCGACAUCUUCAUGCGCGAGGAGGUGGCGCUCAAGAUCAACCUGCCCGAGUCGCGCGUGCAGGUGUGGUUCAAGAACCGGCGCGCUAAGUGCAGGCAGCAGCAGCAGCAGGCCGCGUCCGGCGGGGGGCCUGUGAAGCCGCGGCCCCCCAAGAAGAAGAGCGCCCCCCAAGACGGCACCCCAGAUGUAGGGGGGCCCAGCCGCUUCUCCCCCGCGGCCGGCGGCACGGGCACCAGCAGCAGCGGCACCACCACCACGAGCAGCAGCAGCAGCAGCGGCAACGGCGGCGGCGGGCACAGCCACGGCCACAACCACGGCGGCACGAACGGCGCGGGCGUGAUGGGGGGCGGCGUGCCGUCGGCGGGGACCCCCGCGUCCAUUUGGAGCCCCGCGCCCGUCUCUCCAGAGCUCGACCCCCUCGGCCUGGGGGCCCUGGGUCUGAGCGGCGCUGCCGGGGGAGCGGGCGGGGCGGGGGUAUCCCUGAACGGCGGGGGCCACCACCACCACCACCACUCCUCCUCCUCCGUGCAGGGAGGCUCCCCCUGCACCGUGCAGCAGCAGCAGCAGCGCGUCUCCUACGGCGCCAUGGGGCCUUUCGUGCAGAGCGGGGGCUACGGCCCCCCGCAGGGCUACACGGCGGCCUCCUACUACGGCGUGGAGUGCGGGGGAGGCGGCGGGGGAGGCGGCGGGCCCUACCUGCCGGCCAUGACCCUGCCCAGCCACAGCGCCGGGCUGAGCCCCCUGUCGGCGGCCGCCUCGUCGGGGUUGGGGGUUGGGGCCCUGGGACAGGUGUCGCCCCACGCCGCGCCGCUGCCCCCGCAGUGCUACGGCUUCGCGGGGGGCGACUACCUGGACUACAAGGAGCAGAGCGCCUCCUGGAAGCUCAACUUCAGCGCGGCCGAGUGCCUGCAGGACUACAAGGAGCAGCCGGGCGCCGCGUGGAAGUUUCAGCCGUUGUGAGCCGCGCGGAGCGCCAUGCGGUCGCCACGGCUGACGACGCCGCCGCCGCCGCCGUACAGACUUAGAGCGCGACUCGACUCCACGCGUGGGGCUCGCUUGAUGAAGCCGCGCGCGUGAAUUUAAUUCCCGGACGACGACGGCAAAGACGACGACGAUCGGAUGUGCCGAGUCGCCUCGCUGCGCCGAUGAUCCCGCGGUGUCGGCGGUGAUUGGAUCGGGACCUCCGCGCGUCUUCGUAGAGAUUCGGACGUGAAUGAAGAAGCAUUUGGCGUCGUCAAGAAGAACGACGACAUCGACAUCUUCGCCGUCGCCACGUGAACCGCCAGGCGCGCCAUGGCGGUCGAAACGGCCCGGCUUCCUUCGUUCGAGAGAAAGAGAGCGAGAGAUGAAGCACAAUCAGAGUUGGACGUUCUGCCGGGAGGGCAGGGGGUGGCUGGGCCCUUUGUGACGUCACUGCACACGGUGGAGUCUGGAAGUCAAUUUAAAGUCGUCGUCGUUGUUGUUUUCUUCGCGGAAUCAGAAUCUUUAUUUAGAAUGGAGGAAUCCGAUGAGCGAUGAAGAUAUUUUUUUGUCCACAGACGUUUUACGAACCGGAGGCUUCAAACUGACGUCGGUCAGCCGAGUCGGCAUGCAACUCCGAUGAGACGAACCCGUCGAGUUUAAAAACUCUCUCAGCGUUGCGUCCACGAGCGCUCGCUCGGCGCGUGGGGUCGUGCGCGCCAGACGCGAAUCGUUCCCCCCCCCGUUGCUGGCAAACGGCAAAAUCUCCACACUCGGCGAAUCCCCACAGUUCUGCAUCAUUUGAGCAGCGUUGAUUCGGCGCAGGCAAACUCUGCGGCGCUGUCGACCCGCCGUGCCCCGUCAGCAGAUUCGGGCUCGCUCUGCGUCAAUGCCGGUGCAGGAUGUAAAUAGAGCGUCGCCGCUGAUUCUCGUGUGUUGUGUUGUAGAGUUUUACGUAAAACGAGGGACCCGCAUCUUUAUAAGAGAGGGUCCACCCUCCCUAUAAACCAUCUGCCAGUUCGCCGGCGUUGAUGUCAAGCGAGCGCGACUGCCGAUGAGACGCUGUGGGUCGAAACCGCUCCCGGAGCAUUGCUUGUGCCAAGUCGACGCUGCUGAUGUUGCGCCGUCCUGAAGGGGACCGCGAGGCCGAUGGGAAGUGUAAAAAAACUAACUUGUAUUGGUUGUACGUGAAAGAGGCGCUGCUUGUCCAACAAUCUGUACGAGUGGGGGGGGGGUUGGAGCAGAGACGGAGACCCCGAUCGGGUCUGCUGUCCGGUCACGGACAGGAACGCGCUGCUGUUGCUGCUGCACGGCCUGGGCAUCUGGAGAAGCGUCGCCCCCUCCCACAACCGCUCCCCCCCCCUAUAUUGUGCACCACGUGGCAUUUUAAAACGAUGUAAGAAGUAGCUCUGUAAUGUCCACUUCCGCGAGCCCGAUGUCGAACACGGUGGGGGGCGGGGGGGUAAUCGAUGUUUGACGUCGCGGCGCGGUGCCCCCUGCCGGCUGAUGUUGCUGCGCUCAAUUCUCAGGGCAACGAAUUUCAUACCCGUCUCUCUCGCUCUUCUCUUCAAAUCGUGCUUCGUCAAUGAAUUUGUGUUCAUAUUUUUGUCCCCCUACGCUCACGUAAGUUGUAUCUUCACCCACACACCCUCAUCUCUACUUCGACUACUGCUCGUGUUAGUGCUGCUCGUUGCCGGACGCUGAACUUUAUUAUGGGAAGGUGCUCAGCAGAAAAACAGGGUGAUCCAUAUAGAGAUGCCCCACUCAAAUGACCGCGGCCCACUUAAUAGGGAAGUCUACAUUUGAUUGAAGCUCCUCUUGCUAACGAGUCUCCCACCAACCCCCGCACUCCGUCGUGUCCAUCUCGCCGUGGCUCUGCUCCUUUGCGAAGACGCCGAGACGUCGCUGCUGUUUCACGAUUACUCACUGUCGAGAAGACGGAGGGAGAGGGGACGGGGGGUGCAUUCGAAAUCAGUGGGGUAACUCUAAAUGGAUCGCCGUGCAGUAACACACACACACAGUACACACAGUACACACACAGUACACACACACAGUACACACACAGUACACACACAGUACACACACGCAGUACACACGCAGUACACACACAGUACACACACACAGUGCACACACAGUACACACACAUACAGUAUACACACAGUAUACACACACACAGUAUAGACAGUACACACACGCACAGUACACACACACAGUACACACACACAGUACACGCGCGCGCGAUGGAUACAAAAACGAGUCUGGUAUCCAACAGUAUUAGUAUCAUUAUUAUGAUGAAUACUGUUUUGUGCAAACACCAAUAAAUGUCGAUGGAAGGGUGACCCGCGCGCCAAAUUACAAUCCCACCGCUCCGUCGGAGGGAGGCCGCGCUAAAUGUUCGUCACUGGACAUUCCACAUUGCUAUGGCGGGAGCCGGUCUGGCCGUGGAGUGUAAAAA
This is a messenger RNA of Lethenteron reissneri (Far Eastern brook lamprey), 4701 nucleotides long. Its product is annotated as homeobox protein otx5-A-like. Gene Ontology annotation, molecular function: RNA polymerase II cis-regulatory region sequence-specific DNA binding; DNA-binding transcription factor activity, RNA polymerase II-specific. The record is from RefSeq and is a predicted model, not a curated record. Gene Ontology annotation, cellular component: nucleus. Gene Ontology annotation, biological process: regulation of transcription by RNA polymerase II. Lineage: Eukaryota; Metazoa; Chordata; Hyperoartia; Petromyzontiformes; Petromyzontidae.